AUUUGCCUCCAAGCAGCAGUGAUAUGAAUUUGCCUCCAAGCAGCAGUGAUAUGAAUUUGCCUCCAAGCAGCAGUGAUAGGAAUUUGCUUGCAGACCCCAAAAAUGCCCCAUUACAGAGGUGCCCAACCAAAGCUCCGGUGCCUACAGACAAGCACAGUUCCUUAUGCCCCAUCAUGGCACCUCCCUGCCAUCAGGCUGAAGACACCGGGCCUCUCUCACAGAUGGGUGCCCUCCUAGACCAACUGUUCCAAACCCACUCAGCCUCAGUAGGGAGUGAGUAGUUCCUGAGGCUGGUAGGAGAUCUGUUUAAGCAGGGAAUAGAGGCGCAGAACCAGUGGCACCACAGACUGAUGGAGGUCCGCCAGCACAACAGAUUGGCCAAUCUGGAGAAGGCCCAAAUGCAGCUACGUUACAAUAGGAGCAGCUCAUUAUCACCAACGCCAUUUUCUCAGGAGCAUUUCCCUCAGUUCCAGGAUGUGAGUGAAGAUACCGAUUGGGUCCUGCUGAAUUUUGAGAAACUCUGUGCCAUGUGCAACGUGCCGGAACCAGACCGGGUCUUCUAUCUGCCCAACGCGCUCAAGAGCAAGGCGAUGGGGUGCUACGGCGAUGUGCCCAUGGGUGCCUGCUGCGAUUACCCAGCCAUAAAGGCUGCCUUGCUGAAACCGUACGACGGUGAGCCCGAGAUACACCGCGUCAAGUUCCGAGAUAUGGCGCUGGAGGCAGGAGAAACGUUCAACAGCUUCUACCAGAGACUCCAUUACCGCUAUGACCGCUGGAUGGAGGCCUCCGACAUAAAGCAAUUCAAGGACUGCUAUCGGCCUCUGGUGUUGGAGCAACUGCUCCAGAAGUGUCCGGCUAUAGUCCGGCAGAAGGUUCUAAAGCACAAGGGCUGCUCCCCGUAUCAGGCUGCCCAAAUUGCAGACGAUCAUCUUCAUCUCCAUCCGGAACCGGCUUCUCAGCCCAGACUGGACAGAUGCCCUCCCCCACCCAUAACAGAUAAAAAUACAGAUGCCUUUCUGCUUCAACAUUGGUCCACGGACAAUGAAAGCAUCUUGGAUUUCCUGGAUUUAUUCGAGUGCCGUUCCACCUUCCAUCAACUGCCCAAAUCCCAAUGGGUCAAGUAUUUAUGUGGCAAACUGAAGGGCAAAGUGCUGGACGUCUGCCUGUCCGUCCCACAAGAACACAAGCGCGAUUAUGAUUUUGUAAAGGCAGAAAUUUUAAGGUUCUACGGAAUCACCCCGGAGACCCAUCGGAUCAAGUUCCGAACCGUCCAACGUCAGGAUGAUCAACCCUUCACGGCUUUUUAUCAGAACCUUCUGUGCCACUAUAAUAGGUGGAUGGCGGCCUGUGAAGUGCAGACGAUUGAGCAAUGCGCCAACCUGAUGGUGGUGGAACAACUGCUCACUCGGUGCCCCCCUGAGGUACAGGGAAGGGUGACUUCUAUGCAAAACCCCCCAACGCCAGAAGCCGUAGCCAGAAUUGCCGAUAAGUAUAUGAUCCUCCAUGCGGAUCUGCAGCAGAACCUCACCCCCCAUGAAACCGGUCCCUGAGGCAUCACCGAUUGUAAGGAGGCCAAGCCAAGUGCCUUUCCAAGAUGGAAGAAAGCAAGGACCGAGAAAUGAGCAGAAAAGCGGGCCAAGGCCAAGAUAUGCAAGUUAAUUGUCCUGGGCAACCCCAAAAUCAGUUCAGGGGAACCAGGUCUUCCCUUGGCCAUGUAGGGCCUGACUCUAAUGCCUUCCCUUAGCCAUGUUGGGCCUAACUCUAAUGCCUUCCCUUAGCCAUGUUGGGCCUGACUCUAAUGCCUUCCCUCAGCCAUGUUGGGCCUGACUCUAAUGUCUUCCCUUAGCCAUGUUGGGCAUGACUCUAAUGCCUUCCCUUAGCCAUGUAGGGCAUGACUCUAAUGCCUUCCCUUAGCCAUGUUGGGCAUGACUCUAAUGCCUUCCCUUAGCCAUGUUGGGCAUGACUCUAAUGCCUUCCCUUAGCCAUGUUGGGCAUGACUCUAAUGCCUUCCCUUAGCCAUGUUGGGCAUGACUCUAAUGCCUUCCCUUAGCCAUGUUGGGCAUGACUCUAAUGCCUUCCCUUAGCUAUGUUGGGCAUGACUCUAUUGCCUUCCCUUAGCCAUGUUGGGCAUGACUCUAAUGCCUUCCCUUAGCCAUGUUGGGCAUGACUCUAUUGCCUUCCCUUAGCUAUGUUGGGCAUGACUCUAUUGCCUUCCCUUAGCCAUGUUGGGCAUGACUCUAAUGCCAACAAGCACAGAUACGGAUGUUGCUGUUUUUCACUAUAUCCCCCAUAUUAUGGCAAAUGUUCAAUAAAAUUGUUUAACAAUA
Messenger RNA from Xenopus tropicalis (tropical clawed frog), 2327 nucleotides. RefSeq lists its product as uncharacterized. Bases 351 to 1550 code for a protein of 399 amino acids. The transcript has a single exon. Lineage: Eukaryota; Metazoa; Chordata; Amphibia; Anura; Pipidae. The record is from RefSeq and is a predicted model, not a curated record.